CGGUCUCGUACCUUUUUGGACGGAAGGGUUGCCAACUCUCGCGUAUUAAUAUCGUGGCGAUGCGCACGAACGGCGUCAGUCGAGUUUUGCGGCGGGUUGAAUCGGAUCGGUGUCGCGGUGUCGCGCAAAGCGCUUACACACAGGUAUCACAGACGCUCACACCAGCACAGGCCAGCGCAGUGGUAGUAGAGCAGCAGCGUGCAGCAAGCCAGAGUCUCGCCCAGCCACGGCAGCCCUCCUGUCGGACGGCCAGCAGAGGAGGACGUGUUUUUUUUUUUUGACUAGACGGAGGCGCGGGGUUCGAUCGGUGAUCUGUGUCCGGCCAAUUUUCCCUCCUAGCCGAGCAUUCGUCGAGCGACGGCCGUGCGCGCGGUGUGUGUUUCAUCGCAAAGUUGGAACUCUGAAGCCGUUGGUUUGGCGCAUCGGUCAAAGCGGUCCGAGCGGUAGAGUGACAAAGAAAAGCCCCAUUUUGGCCCCCCCCCCCCCCCCCCUAGUGAAGUGUUGGGGUCGUCCUUGUGUAUGUGUGCAUGUGUCUCUUGAGAAAGCGAGUGUGUUUUUUGCUAUUUGUGGUGCAUCAUCGUGCACGUGCUUUUCAUACACGCCCGGUGUGUUGGUGGUUUUGGGUGUUCCGGCUGCGUGUCUAGCCGUGCGAAUUUUAUUGCCGCGUUUGUCAGACUAGAAUUGUAUCAGGGGAAACCCCUGCAAACAGCAACAGUAGAAGGCUGUGCCGUGUGUCUGCAGCGCGCACUGGUGACUUGUGUGCGACAGUUUUCGCUAGGGACAGUUUUGGAGGAACAGUAUCGGAAUUUGCCUCGGGAAGUGCCCCGUGGGCCAAAAACGUAAGAGGACGUCCGAGUCCACGCCUAGCCAAGAUGAGUGCCACACCGCCGGUCCAUGUGCUGCAGGCGAUACACGCGUUCGUCGCCAAGAUGGGCAUCCGGGAGCCGCGGCUAACCGUGUCGAGCGGUUCGCGCAACGGCGACAGCUACUCGGGCGACGUGUACCGGAUCGUGAUCGCGCCGGGCAGCCGGGACAUUGAGGACUUCGAGAACAACAACAACACGAACAGCAGCAACCGGAUGCACGGCGAACGGCCGGCCACCGCCGGCCACGGGCUGCCCAUCAAAGCAACCACCACCACGGUCGAUGCGAACGGCAACGAGGAGAAGGACGACGGCGACAACGGCCUGCUGAACGCAGAGCUGAUGUUUGCCGAGCUGCCGAAGCCGUUCAGCGUGAUCGCGAAGGUGGCCCCGACCACGAGCCUGCGCCGCUCGCUCUACAACAGCUCCGCGCACUUCCAGCGCGAAAAGUACGUGUUCGACGUGGUGCUGCCGAUGUUCGAGCGCUUCCAGCAGGCGCGCGGGCUGCGCACCGCCAAAAGCUUCGCGCACUACCCGAGCGUGAUCGUGUCGGAGUGCUGCGAGGGCUUCGAGUACAUUCUGCAGCGCGACCUGAUGGCGCACGGGUACCGCAACUUUCCGCGCACGGAGCCGCUCGCGUACGAGGACGUGCUGCUGGUGCUGACCCACCUCGCCCAGUUCCACGCGAUCUCGUUCGCGAUGCAGCAGCAGGCACCGGACGCGUACGCCCAGAUCGUGAGCGAGCUGCAGGAGACGAUCUUUGUGCCGCCGCUGCACAGCUCGUUCGUCGACUUUCUGCAGCGCAAGGUGGACUACGCGAUCGAGACGCUGCAGCGCAAUCCGGCGGCGGGCGAUGGGGCGGUCGCGGAGCGGCUGUGCCGGUUCCGGGACGAGUACGGGCAGGCGAUGGUGGACUGCGUGCAGAACCGGGACGAUACCGUCAUCUGCCACGGGGACUGCUGGAUCAGCAACAUCCUGUACCGGCCGAUGCCGGCCCAGCGUAACGGUACCGACGAUGGGCACAACAACAACAACAACAACAACAACAACAAUGGCUUCAACAACCAUCAGCACAGCCACAACCACCACCACCACCACCACAGCCAGAAUGCCAAAGAGCUCAAGUUUCUCGACUGGCAGGUGGCCCGGUGUGCCACGCCCGCCAUCGACCUGUCCUACUUUAUCUUCUGCUGCACGGACAGCGAGCUGCGCGAGCGGCUGCCCGAGCUGCUGCGCAAGUACCACAGCGCGCUGGUGCGCCGCAUGGACGAGCUCGGCACGGUGAACGGGCGGGAGCUGUUCCCCUUCGAGCGGCUCCAAAUGCACAUGAAGAAGUACGCCCGGUUCGGUUUCGGCAUGGCACUGAUGACGCUCCAUUCGACGUGCUGCGUGGAGAAGGAUCUGCCGAACGUGUCGGCCGCGCUCGAGACGACGGAGCUGGUCGACAUCGACGAGCUCGCCAAGGACAUGCUGUACAACCCGGCUUACAUUAAGCGGAUGUCGGGCGUUUGCCGCGACAUGGUACGGUUCGGUUACCUGUAAGCACGGCGGUGUGUGUGUGUGUGUGUGCGCGUGUGUGUGUGUGCCAUCUGGACAGCCAGCAAUCUCGCAUUCUCUUCCCAUUCCCACUGUCGUUCUUUCUCUUGCGCGUCCGCGCGCUCUCUCUCUCUCCCUCUCUCUUCCUGCGCGAAAGUGGUUCGCGGGACAAACGGCCCGCCAUGGCCGCUGCGAAUUGGAGCAGCCAAGUUUUAUUAAUUUUUUGCGGCCCCUGUCAAAGGGAUAGUUAAGGUAGUACUUAAGGCUAAGCUAGACCCAUUUCGCGCGUUGUGUUUUAUCCUAUGCAGUAUUUUACCCAUUAACCUGCGGCUAGCGUUGCGCACAAUUACCACAAUACCAAUCAGCGCCAGGUCGCCACAAAAUGAACCUGCAGCUCGAACAAAACAAAUUCUUCACCACUACAGUAUUGGCUCGCGCGGUGGGUCUUUUAUAAUAGAGCAGCCGGGGGAGGCAGCAGGGAGCUCGCAAUUGCCAGUGCGGCGUAUGUGUAACGGUGCGAAUGGGGUAGCAAAGCACCGGGGCACCACGACACGACGAGCGAGUACCGGAACGGGCGCGCGACGCCCGAGAAGGCUAAGAGCUAAGUUACCAAUUAGGCAAAAGGAGCGCGCAACUACUACUGCACACUGAAACAUUACGAAUCGUAAUUUGAAAUUAUUUCACAAUCAUCACAUUUUAGUGAUUGGCACAAAGAUAUUAGGCAGCGUUUAGCAGGUAAGCAGCACGGCCCACCAGUCCACCGCCCAGUGGUGGUGGUGGUCCCGGUGGUACAAUUUUAAUACAGGUCUGUGUGUGUGUGUGUGUGUGUGUGUGUGUGUGUGUGUGUGUGUGUGUGUGUGUGUGUGUGUGUGUGUGAGAGAG
This is a messenger RNA of Anopheles merus, 3281 nucleotides long. RefSeq lists its product as uncharacterized. Bases 873 to 2405 code for a protein of 510 amino acids. Lineage: Eukaryota; Metazoa; Arthropoda; Insecta; Diptera; Culicidae. The record is from RefSeq and is a predicted model, not a curated record. The transcript has 4 exons.